Messenger RNA from Penicillium nucicola, 3132 nucleotides. Its product is annotated as replication factor C subunit 1. Gene Ontology annotation, cellular component: nucleus; DNA replication factor C complex. The coding region runs from base 1 to 3132 and encodes 1043 amino acids. The transcript is spliced from 5 exons. Gene Ontology annotation, biological process: DNA replication; DNA repair. NCBI's taxonomy places the organism in Eukaryota, Fungi, Ascomycota, Eurotiomycetes, Eurotiales, Aspergillaceae. The record is from RefSeq and is a predicted model, not a curated record. Gene Ontology annotation, molecular function: ATP hydrolysis activity; DNA binding; DNA clamp loader activity.
AUGCCUGACAUCCGGAGUUUCUUUGGUGGAAAACCAAGCAGUCAAGGCUCCAGCGAGGCCCCCGCGAAGCCCGCGCCCAAAAAAGAGGACCCGUCCGCCACGCGAAAGAAGCGCAGUAGAAAGGUCGUCGAUGAUAGUGACGAUGAGGAAGAAGUCGCACCGGCUAAGGAGCCAACCCCUAAAGUGAAGCCAAAAAGCCAAGCCAAACCCGAAGAACCGAAAGGAGAACCCACAACUUCCUCAGACUACUUCGCCUCCAGCAAGAAGAAGGGCAAACCCGCCAAAACGCCAGAGGCUUUGGCCGAUGAUAGCACGGAGAAAGUCGCCAGCCCGAAAGCCAAGAAGGCCGCCCCGGAACCCGAAAAGAAGAGCCGUCCCGCCGCUCGUGGAUCAGCAAAGAAACCCUCAAAGGUCAUUGAAGAUGAGAAACUUGGCGACGAUGAUAUCUUUGCCACCGAAUAUGGAAAGGCCGGCAAGGGCGACGACGACUAUGUCAUGGGAGAUGACGAUGAUGGCAGCGACUUUGAGGUACUCGAAAUAAAGCCUGCUGCAGUAGCCAAAAAGACACAGAAGAAGAAACCUUCCCGCGACGACGACGAUGACGAUGACGUUACCAUGGAAUAUCUUCCCAAGGAACCCGCUCCAAAGGCUCGGCCAGGCCGCAAACGCAAGGCAGAGGCGCUGAUUGAUGAGGAUGAAGAUGAAGACUUUGAGGCACCAAAGAGAGCAGCCCCAAAGAAGACCACUGCAUCGCCCACAAAGAAACAGAAGUCUAUAUCUACACCCAAGAAGGUCAAGGACGUCCCGGAGAGCAAAGAGAUUCAGGACAUUUUUGACAGCAUCCCUCUGGUUGAUGCCCCCGAGCCUGCUCAAGGAGAGGCAAAGAAAUGGAAGUUUGGACAACAGGCUUCCCGGGACCCAGCGAUGUCAGGGUCUACGGAGAUGCCAGUAGGACAGGAAAAUUGUCUUGCUGGGUUGUCAUUCGUUUUCACUGGUGUUCAGGAAACCCUCGGCCGUGAGGAGGGUGCCCAGCUAGUGAAAAAGUAUGGUGGCAAGGUCACAGGAGCCCCCAGCGGCAAGACGAGCUUUGUUGUCCUUGGUAGUGAUGCAGGCCCAAAGAAGCUCGAAACCAUUGCAAAGCACAAAAUAAAGACAAUUGAUGAAAAUGGCCUAUUCGAGUUGAUUCGACGACUCCCCGCCAAUGGAGGUGACGGAAAGGCCGCCGAAAAGUUUGCCGAGAAGCAAAAGGCCGACGAGGACAAGGUUCGCGCCAUGGCCGCCGAGAUCGAUGCCGAAGAGAGUCGAAAGAAAGCUGCCGCGACUCCUAAGACUCCCAAGUCUGCUGCACCCUCAUCUCAGACACCUCAGUCGUCUAGCCCGCAAACUUCGGCCGGUGAUUUGUGGACCACGAAAUAUGCCCCCACGUCUCUCAACAUGAUCUGUGGUAAUAAGGCUCCUGUUGAGAAGAUUCAGAACUGGCUGCGUAACUGGCACAGCAAUGCCAAGUACGAUUUCAAGAAGGGUGGCAAGGAUGGCUCAGGCUUGUACCGGGCUGUCAUGAUUCACGGCCCCCCGGGCAUCGGUAAAACGACAGCAGCUCAUCUCAUUGCAAAGCUGGAGGGAUACGACAUUGUUGAGACCAACGCCAGUGACACCCGAAGCAAGAAGCUCGUGGAGAGCUCUACCCUAGGCGUGUUAGACACAACCUCUCUCCAAGGCUACUUCGCCGGAGAGGGCAAACAUGUUGAGGGUGAAAAAAAGAAGCUUGUGCUUAUCAUGGAUGAAGUGGAUGGUAUGUCUGCUGGUGACCGUGGUGGCGUGGGAGCUGUCGCAGCCAUUCUUAAGAAGACCAAGAUCCCUAUUAUUCUUGUCUGUAACGAACGCAAGCUUCCCAAGAUGAAGCCCUUUGACCAUGUUACCUUCGACAUUCCAUUCAGACGCCCGACUGCCGAGCAGAUCCGGGCCAGACUAUCAACAAUUUGCUUCCGAGAAGGCUUGAAGAUCCCCCCUCCUGUCCUCGACGGCCUUAUCGAAGGAACGCAUGCCGAUAUCCGCCAGGUUAUCAACAUGUUGUCUACUGCUAGACUCGACCAGAAGACUCUCAAUUAUGACGAAGGCAAGCAGAUGUCCAAGGCAUGGGAGAAGCAUGUGAUUCUCAAACCCUGGGAUAUUGUCAGCAAAAUUCUUAGUGCCCAGAUGUUUUCCCCCAGCUCCACCGCUACGCUGAACGACAAGGUCGAGCUCUAUUUCAAUGACCACGAGUUCAGCUACCUGAUGCUCCAGGAGAAUUAUGUUAAAACCAAACCCACCCUAGCCGGAAAAUAUCAGGGCAAGGAGCAACGUCUCAAGUCCCUUGAGUUGCUUGACAAUGCCGCCUCGAGUAUCAGUGACGGUGAUCUUGUCGAUCGUAUGAUCCACGGAACCCAGCAACAGUGGAGUCUGAUGCCUGUCCAUGCCAUUUUCAGCUUUGUCCGGCCAGCCAGCUACCAGUAUGGCAACUUCAGUGAACGGGCUUCCUUUACUAGUUGGUUAGGAAACAACAGCAAGCACGGCAAAAUGUCCCGAUAUGUCAAGGAAAUUCAGGGUCACAUGCGCCUUCGCACGACUGGUAACCGCGACGAGAUCCGCCAACAGUAUAUGCCAUUACUCCAGCAAAAGAUGAUUCGUCGUCUCAUGGAAGAGGGCAAGGACAGUGUGGAUUCAGUUAUCGAUUUCAUGGAUAAUUACUUCCUGACCCGUGAUGAUUUCGAUGCCAUGGUCGAACUAGGGCUGGGUCCUAUGGACGAGUCCAAGGUCAAACUGGAGACACAGACCAAGGCCACCUUCACGCGUCUAUACAAUUCGCGCUCGCACCCAAUGCCCUUCAUGAAGGCUAGCAACGUGGUUGCACCGAAGAAGGGACCGAAAGAAAAGCCCGAUUUGGAAGAUGCCAUUGAAGAAUCCGACGAGGAGGAAGUUGUUAAUGAGAUUAAGGAUGACGAGGAAGAAGAACUGGAUCUGAAGAAGGAUAAAUAUGUCAGCUUGCCGAAGAAGAAGAAGGCUCCGGCCAAGGGCAAGAAGGCCAAAAAGGCCGAUGAUGACGAGGAAGAGAAGCCGAAGAAGAGCAGGGCCAAGGGCAAGGCCAAGGCUUGA